Physella acuta is the source of this 579-nucleotide messenger RNA. RefSeq names its product serine protease inhibitor dipetalogastin-like. Lineage: Eukaryota; Metazoa; Mollusca; Gastropoda; Physidae. Gene Ontology annotation, biological process: multicellular organism development; cell differentiation. Gene Ontology annotation, cellular component: extracellular region. The record is from RefSeq and is a predicted model, not a curated record. Gene Ontology annotation, molecular function: protein binding.
UAAGCUUUACGUGUAAUUAAAGUAGACAAGAGAACAUCGUGUUAGUUAUUGAUCUGGUAUACUAGCCUUCAUGUGUUGGAGCAUUUUCAAAGAUUUGAAUCGGUUUUUCUCAUCUUAAGGUUUUAAAGUAAAGGCUAGAACAGCAGAACAAAUUGUGAGGGCAUUGUAUUGAACAAUGUUAUCCAUAUUUAGGACGAUUGCUAUUGUUUUCUUGUUUCCCGUGUCUGUUGCACCUUGUGUCAAGGAAUGUCCACCUUUCAACUUCCCCGUGUGUGGUACCGACAGCGUGACCUACAUGAACAUCUGUGAGCUUCAGAACGCCAGCUGCAAGAAGACGGUGGCACUCAAGAACGAGGGCGUCUGCCUGUCCAAAUGCUACGUCACCAAAACCCGUUACUGUUCGGCGCCGUGCGGCAAGGUGUUUAACCCCCUGUGCGGGAACAACAACAGGACCUACCCCAGCGACUGUCAUAUGGAGGCAAUCAAUUGUUACCUCCCUGCUGACCAGAAAAUCACGCCAUCUUACUGCGGCAUGUGCAAGCCUUAAUCGAACACUUUCGUUUUAAUAAAGUUUUAUAU